CAGCUGAUCUUCCCGUUUUCUGGAAAGCGCAAUUAUUUAUUUGUUAUUGUUGUGAAAUUGCACAAAACAGCACUUUUUUUGCUAAUUUUUAACUAGAAAUACCUAAGUUUUAGCAAUGAGUUCCAAUGAAAAUGUGUCCUGCUUGUCGAAAAGUAUCAAAUUCUCAAGUGUUACUGAGUUAUUUGAGAAAAUUCGUGAAACAAAAAAUGCUCAUAGGAAGGAGGAGUUGUUGAAGAUAUUCCUCCAGACUUUUCGCAAUUUCCGGGAAAAUGCCCAGAAAAGCGAUAAGGAUCAGAAUACAAGUUUUUACCCAAUUCUUCGGUUGUUGCUUCCGAAUUGUGAUCUGGAAAGGGGCUCAUAUGGUAUCAAAGAAGCAACUCUGGGGCGCCUCUACAUCCGGGUGUUGGGAAUAGAUGGUAAAAGCACCGAGGCUAAAACCCUACUGGAAGGAAAUCCAAGUUGUGCGGAUUAUGGAGAAGUUGUCUACCAAGUGAUGAGAGCAAGAUCAAAGUUGGAGUCAGAAAUAACCGUGUUUGAGGUCAAUCAGGGGCUUGAUUCUAUCGUCAAUCAUUUCCAGAAUGGUCAUAUGAAGAAAAUCGAUGAUGUUCUCGUGAAGUUCAUCUCUGAAAUGACAGCAAUUGAUCAAAAGUGGCUUACGCGGGUUAUCCUAAAGCACCUACCGCUGGGAAUCGGUAGGCAAAAGAUUCUCAAUAUCCUGCAUCCUCAAGCAAUUCAGAUCUACAAUAGCAGCAGCAAUCUCUCCGCGGUUUGCGAAUUAAUGAAUGCACCUGAGUCAUUCACCAAUUCUGCAAGUUCCUCACACUUCGAUAUAGAAUCCAUAAAAAUUUUCAAUCAUGUUAAGCCGAUGCUCCUGGCCAGAAUAAGCCUGCACUUAUUGAAGGAAACGGUGAAUCAGGGUGAAUAUUUUAUAGAGACAAAAAUGGACGGAGAACGCUUUCAUAUGCAUCGUUCAGGAUCCGAAUAUCGAUUUUUCUCAAGAAAUGGACACAACUACAGUGAUAAAUUUGGCAAGGACUUUACAUCAGGGAGUAUUACACCGUUCAUUCACAGUCUCAUUGCCAAGAAUGUGGACAGCAUCAUUCUCGACGGGGAAAUGAUGGUGUGGAAUCGAGAGGAGUCAUUUUUCUACACCAAAGGAGACAACUACGAUGUAAAAAAUCUUCAGAGGGAUGAUCCUACGCUUCGGCCAGUUUAUUGUGUGUACGAUGUGAUAUUUCUCAAUGGAGAAAGUCUCACAAAGAAACCAUAUGCGGAAAGAAGGCGACUCCUUGCCACUCUUGUGACCGAAAAGCCGGGAACUCUCAUCUUGGGAACGUACAAAAAACUGAGGGAUUUUGACCAUGUCCUUGAAUGCUUCAAUGAGGCCAUAGAUAAAUGUGAAGAGGGGAUCGUGAUUAAGAAAAUGAGCUCGCACUAUCGACCAGGCGAACGAGCUAUUCAAACAGGAUGGUUCAAAAUUAAACCAGAUUAUGUGGAGGGUGCGGUGACUGACCUGGAUUUGCUAAUUAUUGGAGGAUACUAUGAGACUCGAAAGCGAUACAUUGAUUCGUAUCUCAUGGGUAUUUAUGCAAAUGGGCCUGGUGAGAGGACAGAUCCAAUAUUUCAUUCAGUGGCAAAGGUCAGUACCAGGGGUCUAAAGUUUGUGGAGAGGCGUAAAUUAAAUGAAGAUUUGAGGGAACACUGGAAAGUGGUGGAGAUGGAGAAGGGUGGUGGCAGAAGAGGGGGAUCUUCUGUGGCACCACAAUGUCUUGAGUGGAAAAAUGCUGUGCCAGAUGUAUGGAUUGAGCCGUCCAAGUCGAUUGUGUUGGAAAUCAAGGCGACCGAAUUGACGAGAACUGACAAUUUUCGCACGAGUCAUGCUCUAAAAUUUGCACGUAUUGUUGGUGUGAGGGCGGAUAAACCAUGGUAUGAUUCCUGUACAUUGGCGGAAUUUGAGCAAUUGUGUGGAAAAAGUGGGACAACAGGUGUUGAGAAGCUGGCAAAGAGGCAUAUAACGCGAGAUGAUGCGAAGAAAAGGGUCACAAAGCGUCAGAAAGUAGUUGAGAUGGGAAAUUCAAGGAGAUUUAUCGAUCACAUGGAAAAAGUGUCGAAAAUUUGUGAAAAUUUAAAUUUCUGCAUUCUCAGCACUUCGCGAAAUAUGCCGUCAAUUGAGGAGAUUCGUGAGUUGAUUUUGAAGCACAGUGGGCAAAUUGUCGAAAAUCCCUCAUCUACAACAUUUGCCAUAAUAGCUGGUGAUGUGACGCUCAAUGUACGUAAGUACGCCGAGAAGAAGCUUUACAAUAUCGUCAAAGUGGAGUGGUUGAUGAGGGUGUUGGGGAGUGCAGCAGAGAUUCCGAAAAAAUUGCCCAAAUUUCAUCCAAAGGACAUGAUUUCUUGUACAAGAGAUCUUGAGGAUUACUUUACAAAAUCCUACGAUGAUUAUGGUGAUUCAUACACAAUUCCGGUGAAUUGUGCCAUCCUGAAGGAUCUCCUGUGUGACUUUCAACUUGAUCGGAGUCAGAGAUUACUCAGGAGAGAACUAAUAGCCAUUGCGAAUGAAAUUAAUGUAACAGGAAAUUUCUUCAGGCCUUUUUCCAUUUACUUUUUCGCUGUUAACCAAUGCCGUUCGACAAAAUUAGCAGAAAUAAUGUUCAAGUCACAUCACGGAAAUGUGAUUAAUGAAUUUAUUUCUUCAGAUUCAACAAUAAUUGCUAUAAAUCCAAUCGAAGAAUUUUUGGUUCAAUUUCGCCAACAAUUUUCCAAUGCAAAAGAGAACGAAGGAGAAAUUAAACUAAUUUCCAUUGAAUGGAUAACAAAGAGUCACCAUCAAGGAAAAAUAGAAGAAAUGUCCAACUAUCUUAUUCCUUUAUGUAAUUAACUACAAAAGAUUUUUAAUAAAUUUUUAAUGAACACCAA
Molecule: messenger RNA, 2916 nt
Organism: Phlebotomus papatasi
Lineage: Eukaryota; Metazoa; Arthropoda; Insecta; Diptera; Psychodidae
Gene: DNAlig4
Product: DNA ligase 4
Exons: 4
Coding region: 116-2878 (920 amino acids)
Biological process (GO): nucleotide-excision repair, DNA gap filling; DNA biosynthetic process; DNA recombination
Cellular component (GO): DNA-dependent protein kinase-DNA ligase 4 complex; DNA ligase IV complex
Molecular function (GO): DNA binding; DNA ligase (ATP) activity; ATP binding
Source: RefSeq, a predicted model, not a curated record